Xyrauchen texanus (razorback sucker) is the source of this 1620-nucleotide messenger RNA. RefSeq names its product MIT domain-containing protein 1-like. Bases 398 to 1138 code for a protein of 246 amino acids. Lineage: Eukaryota; Metazoa; Chordata; Actinopteri; Cypriniformes; Catostomidae. The transcript has 7 exons. Gene Ontology annotation, biological process: midbody abscission. The record is from RefSeq and is a predicted model, not a curated record. Gene Ontology annotation, cellular component: midbody.
AAUCGGGUGUGUCCAGAAUUUAGUUCCUCGGUGAUUAAAAACUAUUUAUUUAGCUCGAAAAGUUGUAUUCAUGCGGGAAUAUAUUUUACUUGUGUUUAUUUAAAUACAUUUUAAGUAAGGAAAAUAGCUGUCAUUGGUGUAGUAGGACUUUAUAUCACAAAACCCUCCCAAAAUCGGGAGUUGUUUUUUUAAGGUUUUGCUUUCUUGGAGAGUAUUGACAAUGGUGUGCUUCUCAUAAAUAAUUAUUCUAAUUUUUCCGUUUUUGCUUGAAUGAGUGCACAAAUAUUUGCUAUGACUACAAAAUAGCCUUUCCUGGUUAUACACAUGUAAGAAUCAUCACUGCCCAAAGGAUUACACUCUUCACUGCUUUUGUUGCACCAUUCAUCAAACAAAUGAGAUGGCUCAGGAUUUCCUCCCAGGCAUGGAGAGCUCUGCUAUCUCUGUCCUGAAGAGAGCUGUGGAGCUUGAUCAGAGCUCACGCUUCCAGGAGUCUCUGGUGUGCUACCAGGAAUGGAUCCAACUCAUGUUAGAUGUGCUGAAAGCUGUAAAAGAUGACUCAAAGAAGGUCCAUUACAGAGAGAAGAUCAAGGGCUACAUGGGACGAGCAGAACAGAUUAAAGACCAAGUAAACAAACUCAAAGAAGAGGGCAAAUACCAUGAGCAGAUUAAAAUAGCAGGCAAUUCCACUGGUUUCAGCUAUGAAUCCCUCUUUAAACCAUACAUCAGAGACUGGCUGACUGAAGUCUGGGUGGAGGACCCUUAUAUACGGCAUGUCCAUCAGUUAUAUAAUUUUCUUCGCUUCUGUGAAAUGCUGUUGAAAGGCCCAUGCAAAGUAAAGACGAUUCACCUCCUUACAUCAAAGGAUGAGGACAGCUCCUCUCAGCAAGCCAUUGCCCUGGCAGAAAUAAAGCAGUCAAUGAAGAGUCAAAAUGUAUUUUUGGACAUUCAGUACUCUUCUACUAUUCAUGACAGGGAGAUCAGGUUUAAUAACGGUUGGAUUAUUAAGAUCGGCAGAGGGCUUGAUUAUUUCAAAAAACCAAAGGGUCGCUUCUCCAUAGGGUACUGUGAUUAUGAUUUGAGAGAGUGUCACGAGACUACUGUGGACAUUUUUCAUACGAAACACACCAAGACGACAUAGUCUUCUAAGGCCUUUUCACUGCCUGGCAUGUCUGUAGAGAUGUAUCUUCACAUGCAGUCCUCAGAAACCUACCUGGACAACUAUAAUGUGCAUUUGUCCCCCAUUUUCAGCUUUAUGAUAUUUAAAAAAGUAAUUCCUCUCUUAUGUAGAUAAUGAGAAACCCAAUUUUACUGUCUAUUUUUAAAUAUGCUGAUCUGUUCCAAUAUAAAGUGCAGGGAGAUAUUCUGAGAUGCCUUUUACCUAAUAUACAUCCAUGUGCUAUUGCUUCUAUCUGCUGUUUUUAAACAUUCAAGACAGGCAUUUGUGUUUAUUAUCUGGUAUACAUCUGCAAUUGUGCAAACAAACUUCACUUGCAAGUAAUUUAGUAGCCUAUUUUCUAAUAUCUGUACUACGUCACCAGUAUGUGCUCUCCAUGAAAUGUUUUGUACAUGCAUUCUUUUUUCUACUGAAAGUGUUUAUUGCAAUAAAAGUAAUAUUCUGUG